Messenger RNA from Egretta garzetta (little egret), 313 nucleotides. It is a transcript of the gene S100A1, whose product is annotated as S100 calcium binding protein A1. The record is from RefSeq and is a predicted model, not a curated record. Bases 3 to 287 code for a protein of 94 amino acids. Gene Ontology annotation, cellular component: sarcoplasmic reticulum. The transcript has 2 exons. Gene Ontology annotation, molecular function: calcium ion binding; S100 protein binding. Lineage: Eukaryota; Metazoa; Chordata; Aves; Pelecaniformes; Ardeidae.
CCAUGGCGUCGCAGCUGGAAGGGGCCAUGGAGACGCUCAUCAAUGUCUUCCACCAUUAUUCCGGCAAAGAGGGGGACAAGUACAAGCUGAGCAAGAAGGAGCUGAAGGAGCUGCUGCAGAGCGAGCUGGGCUGCUUCCUGGAGACCCAGAAGGACACGGGUGCCGUGGAGAAGAUCAUGCAGGACCUGGACGAGAACGGCGACGGGGAGGUGGACUUCCAGGAGUACGUGGUCCUGGUGGCCGCCCUCACCGUGGCGUGCAACACCUUCUUCUGGGAGAACGCCUGACCCAGGCCGGUCCCCACCCUGCAGCA